AUGGAGUUGGGUUUGGUGUAUACUACAUAUUCAAAAGAAGAACAUUUGGCGGUAUGUGGUCAUGAAGUGAGUGAGUCGCUAAACUCCAUCACCACCCAACUCUGAGUGACUCAUUUUCUCACGCCAAUAACACCCACACCACCACACCCUUCCAAAACCCAACAAAACCCAAAACUCCCCCCUCUCCAUAUAUUCUCCAAAUUCUCUCUUGCUCUUCCAUGGUGUUUCUCUCCCUUUCCAGCCAUGUUCUCCAUUUCAAGGUGGACUGAGUUAUUCCAGCGCAAGAGCUUUCAAAACAGGAACAGUAGUGUCAGUGGAAGCAGGAACGACAACGACAUCGUCGUCGUUGUUCCCAAGGAAUGCUACCAAUGCACCCAAGCUGGUAUCCCUUUCUUCCAUUCUACUCUCUGCCCCGACCCUUCCCACCACCCCCACUGGGAGGCCUCCGCCGGGUCAUCGUUCAGACCCGCCCCGACAACCACCGUUCCGACCAGAACCCAUUCCCAAGCCCAAGAUCACCAUCAUCAUCAUCAUGAUCCGUUGUUUCCUUUGGGGCGAGUGGUCGACCCGCGUAGCAAGACAGUGAAGAGGUGGAACAGGGUGGUGUUGCUGGCACGUGGAAUGGCGCUAGCCGUUGAUCCGCUGUUCUUUUACGUGGUGUGGAUGAGUGGGGAUGGGUCCCCUUGUUUCUACAUGGACGUCGCGCUGGCGAUGAUCGUGACCGUCGUUCGCACGUGCCUUGACGCGAUGCAUUUGGGGUACGUGUGGCUUCAGUUUAGGAUGGCGUACGUGUCGAAUGAAUCCAUGGUGGUGGGGUGUGGGAAGCUGGUGUGGGAUGCUCGUGCCAUUGCGUCUCGUUACCUUCGGUCUCUCAGGGGUUUCUGGCUCGAUGCCUUCGUCAUCAUCCCUAUCCCUCAGAUAGUAAUUUGGAUUGUUGUACCAAAGCUGCUUAGAGAAGAACAAAUCAAAUGGAUAACGAGAACAUUUCUACUGAGCUUCUUAUUUCAAUUCCUCCCCAAAAUCUACCACAGCAUUUACUUGAUGAAAAAGCUACAAAAGGUUACAGGUUACGUGUUCGGCAGCAUUUGGUGGCGUUUUAAUCUCAAUGCCAUUGCCUACUUAAUUGCUUCCCACGUUGCUGGAGCAUGCUGGUACGUUCUUGCAACAGAGCGUUUAGUGUCAUGCCUCCAGCAACAAUGUGCAAUAAGUAGAAAGUGUAAUCUCAAUCUUUAUUGCAAUAAUUCACAAGCAUUUGGAAAUACUGACGGGGUUAAUUAUUCAUCAAUCAAUUCCAAGUGCUUGGAUGUAGAUGGACCUUUCAACUACGGAAUUUACAACCCGGUUCUUCUUGUGUUCUCCAGCAAUUCCCUCGCUGUUAGGAUCCUUUAUCCUGUGUUUUGGGGUUUGUUGAAUCUAAGCUCUUUUGGUAAUGAGCUAGAACCUACAUGUAAUUGGCUGGAGUUGAUAUUCAGUUGCUGCAUAACACUUGCUGGUUUAAUACUCUUUGUUACAUUGAUAGGGAAUAUACAGGUUUUCUUGCAUACUGUGAUGGCAAAUAAGAAGAAAAUGCAGCUGAAAUACAGAGACAUGGAAUGGUGGAUGAAGAGGAGACAAUUGCCAAACCCUUUAAGAGACAGAGUCCGCAAUUUUCAACGCCAUAGUUGGUCAGCCAUGGAAGGACAAGAUGAGAUGGAACUAAUUCAACACUUGCCCGAUGGACUUCGAAGGGAUAUUAAACGUUUUCUUUGCAUAGACCUUGUCAAGAAGGUACCUCUGUUCCACAUGCUAGAUGAUCUUAUUCUUGACAACAUUUGUGAUCGAGUCAGGCCUCUAAUCUACUCUGCUGGUGAAAAGAUUAUAAGAGAAGGAGACCCUGUUCAGAGAAUGGUGUUCAUAGUCCGUGGACGUGUAAACCGCAGGCAAGGUCUAAGCAAAGGGUUCAUAGCAAACAGUGUGGUUGAACCAGGUGGGUUCUUUGGGGACGAGCUACUUUCUUGGUGCCUACGCAUUCCGGCUGCGAAUUGGCUGCCUGUUUCUUUAGCCACAUACACUUGCAUUGACUCUGCAGAAGGAUACGCCAUAGACGCACACCAGCUUCGCUAUGUUGUCGACCAUUUUCGUUAUAAGUUCGCUAGCGAAAGUCUUAAGAAGACGGCCAGAUACUAUUCGUGUAACUGGCGAACAUGGGGUGCAGUGGUCAUUCAACUUGCUUGGCGCCGCCGUAGAUUGAGGAAUGGGACUAAUCUUCCUAUUUUGCAGAAUGGAGACCCUGAGGAUCGGCUCAGGCAAUAUGCGGCCUUCUUCCUAUCAAUUAGGCCUCAUGACCACCUUGAAUAAAGAGCAUGUACUAGAUAGUUGUUCAAAUACUUAUAAAUAGGCGAAACUUUGCAACUAAAAAAAAAAAAAAAAAAAAAAAUUAACAAGAAAUGUGAACUAGUCAUGAUCCUUCCUGCUUCUACUCUUUGCUGGUUUAGUUUAAGCUAGAACAGAAUAAAUUAACUAUGUUAAUUGACUUCAAAUAUUGAAAAUGUAGAAGGUGAAUAAUUAUAUAUGUUAUUCCCCAAAAAUGUAUAUGUAUAUGCUCCUGGUCAUAAGCCUAGCUAGCUAGUUAGCUGCCCAUUUGGUUUU
Ziziphus jujuba (common jujube) is the source of this 2628-nucleotide messenger RNA. Its product is annotated as cyclic nucleotide-gated ion channel 2-like. The record is from RefSeq and is a predicted model, not a curated record. Bases 244 to 2337 code for a protein of 697 amino acids. NCBI's taxonomy places the organism in Eukaryota, Viridiplantae, Streptophyta, Magnoliopsida, Rosales, Rhamnaceae. The transcript is spliced from 8 exons.